Molecule: messenger RNA, 193 nt
Organism: Racocetra persica
Lineage: Eukaryota; Fungi; Glomeromycota; Glomeromycetes; Diversisporales; Gigasporaceae
Source: the annotation of a GenBank genome assembly
GAUUUAUAUCUAUUCUCAUACUGGUAAAAACCCUUUUAUAUGCACUGAACCUGGAUGCAAUAGAAAAUUCUUGGUACAGAGUAAUAUAUGUCGAUAUUUUAGAGUUUAUAAAUUAGGCAUAACUAUCAAAAAAACUCAAGAAGAUGAAAUUGAAGAUAUUAAAACACUAAGCUAUCAUGUUGCUACUCUCUGA